This is a messenger RNA of Gossypium raimondii (Peruvian cotton), 2259 nucleotides long. RefSeq names its product E3 ubiquitin-protein ligase RGLG5. The record is from RefSeq and is a predicted model, not a curated record. The coding region runs from base 322 to 1728 and encodes 468 amino acids. NCBI's taxonomy places the organism in Eukaryota, Viridiplantae, Streptophyta, Magnoliopsida, Malvales, Malvaceae. The transcript is spliced from 12 exons.
GUCAUCUCUUGCGUGUUCAUCAAUGGAAAAACCCACCUGGAAUUUCUUCUCCUUUUGCCUUUUCUUAAGAGUUCCUUGAAGUGUUUUACUUGUCAAAAAAUUUACUUGUAUAGGUCAAAUCUUUUCUUAAUAACCAAAUUUUAAGAAUUUUCCAGUGCUGGGUGUUAAACCAUUGCUGUAUUUGUAUCGGAUUUUGACCCUUGUCCUUAUCUGAGUCUCAAGUUUUGAGUUUCCUGUGGUCUUGUAUAAAUGUUGAGGAGGAGAUAUCAUUUUCUGUCAUUGAACUCUUGAGUAGCUUAAUUUGUUAAGAUUAUAUUAGUUAUGGGAGGAAAAAGCUCAAAGGAUUCUAGUGGAAGAGCGUAUCCGACAAGUAGGUCCGGUGGUUCAGAUUCAUGGAGUCGUUACGGAUAUCCACCGCAAUCAGGAUAUCCUCCACAGACUCCUUACUAUACACCACGGCAUCACCAUGCUCCACCUCACUCAAGUAAUUACGGAUUGCAAACACUCCAUCGCGGGCAUAAGAUUGUGAAAUACUCAAGGAUAGCUGAUAACUACGAAACUUUGGACCAGGUUACUGCUGCCCUCGCACAAGCUGGCCUCGAGUCCUCUAACCUCAUCGUUGGUAUCGAUUUCACAAAAAGCAACGAAUGGACAGGUGCAAGGUCAUUCAACCGCAAAAGCUUGCAUCACAUCGGGAAUGGCCAAAAUCCCUAUGAACAAGCUAUAUCAAUUAUUGGACAGAGCUUAUCCGCUUUUGAUGAGGAUAACUUCAUUCCAUGUUAUGGAUUCGGAGAUGCGUCAACACAUGAUCAAGAUGUCUUCAGUUUCUAUCCGGAAGAGAGAUUCUGCAAUGGAUUUGAGGAGGUGCUUGCACGAUACAGAGAAAUUGUUCCCCAGCUUCGACUCGCAGGGCCAACAUCCUUUGCACCCAUCAUUGAAAUGGCCAUGACUAUUGUCGAGCAAAGUGGUGGUCAAUACCAUGUUUUGCUGAUAAUUGCUGAUGGACAGGUGACUCGAAGUGUCGACACACAGCAUGGUCAGCUUAGCCCCCAAGAGCAAAAGACAAUCGAUGCAAUCGUUAGAGCAAGUGAAUUCCCCUUGUCUAUUGUCCUAGUUGGGGUUGGUGAUGGACCUUGGGACAUGAUGAGGGAGUUUGAUGAUAACAUCCCUGCUCGUGCUUUCGACAAUUUUCAGUUUGUGAACUUCACAGAGAUUAUGUCGAAGAAUACAGAUUCAUCGAGAAAGCAGGCAGAAUUCGCUCUUUCAGCCUUGAUGGAAAUUCCUGCUCAGUAUAAAGCAACUAUUGAGCUCGGCCUGUUGGGACAAAGAAAGGGAAAUACUUUUGAGAGAGUUCCUCUCCCUCCUCCCAUGUAUGGUGCCUCAUCUUUCAAUAACCCGAAGUCUUAUUCUCGCUCAAGCAGUUUUCAGCAGGAUCCAUCUCCGUAUUCUCAAUCCGGCAGUUUUAAGCAAAAUCCAUCUCCCUAUUCUCGCUCAAGCAGUUUUCAGCAAAAUAUACCUCUGUAUUCUGGAUAUGAUACCUCUGCUGCCACAGCCACAGGUCCAUCUUCAAGCUCCCUUUACGAUCAUCAGAUUUGCCCCAUUUGUCUUGGUAAUCCCAAGGACAUGGCUUUUGGUUGCGGACAUCAGACUUGUUGUGACUGCGGAGAAGACCUCCAAAUCUGCCCCAUAUGUCGGAGCGCGAUCCAAACUCGGAUCCGGCUUUAUUGAUCAGUCUUCAUAACCUCGUUUUUCUUUUGGUAAACAGAGCUGAAUCCGGUAAUUGAUGCCCGAAAGCAAUGAAAGGUUAGCUCUUGACUAUGAUCUGAAAGACAAAAAAAAAAAGAAAAAAAGAAACGGUUUCCGUGGAUGAGCUUUUUACCAAAUACCAAGAAAUUGUGAUACUUAUAGGUUUAGGGCUAUAAUCUUACCUGAUGUGUCCUUUUAGACGGUAAACUCUCUUCUGCAUUAGCUUGAUGGAGAUUAAGCUGUCGGAGAUGUGAGCCUAGACCUGGCAAUUCAUACAUCCACGUUGUGUUCAUGCAUUUUGUCAUAUCCAUGGUUGUGUUUAAGGUCUUAUAUUUUUAUAAAUAUUUUAUAGUUAAAUGCCUUAAAUUUUAAGACAUUCUCGUUAUGUUGUGUCUGUUAUUUUCUCAUUUUUGUGUUGUGUUUGUGUCUGGUAUUGCCAGGUCUAGACAUAGACAUGACCCAACAAUGUAAAGCUGAAAAGCGAACACACGGCAAUGGAGAACUGUUGCUACA